Messenger RNA from Heterobilharzia americana, 266 nucleotides. The record is from the annotation of a GenBank genome assembly. NCBI's taxonomy places the organism in Eukaryota, Metazoa, Platyhelminthes, Trematoda, Strigeidida, Schistosomatidae.
AUGGCGGAUAACGACUCGACUGCGCAGAUGGCCGUAACCCUCCAGCUUCCCACCUUCUGGGCCCACAGACCAUCUGCAUGGUUCUCCCAUGUGGAAGCUCAGUUUGCCUUGAGACACAUUCAAUCACAAGAAACUAAGUCCAACUUAGUCAUCGUCAGCUUACCGGAAAAUGUGAUCGAAGACGUCUCAGAUGUGCUAGAUGACCCAGCACCGAAUCUUUACGAUCGCCUCAAAACCGCCCUCAUCAAACGUGUUGCACUUACUGA